Peronospora belbahrii is the source of this 5928-nucleotide messenger RNA. The record is from the annotation of a GenBank genome assembly. Lineage: Eukaryota; Oomycota; Peronosporomycetes; Peronosporales; Peronosporaceae.
AUGAAGUUGUCAUCAGAUCGAGACGACGUUUGUGAUACAUUGGACGCGAGCAAGGAGUCAGAUAGGAAUCAAGACCAAUGCACAAGAGAUUCAGUUGUAAAGGCUCAUAAUCUGAUGCACUUUGAAGCACGAGCAUUGAAACUUCAUGACUCUUGCUUAGGUCGAGAGCUUCCAGAGAAUAACAAGGCAUUAGAUGACUCAGAUCCUGUCCCUACAAUGUUUGUAGAUGUUUCAAAUCAGAUUGGACAGCUAUACUUUGGGACGGUAGCUCUAGGUGAACGAAAAAGCAGACGAUUGAGGCUGAAAAAUACAAGUGAAUGGAGCAAUGCGCGUGUCAAGUAUGAAGGUUACACGAUGGGACGAGAUGGUUACAACAGUGCAUCAUCAACUGUAGCUGCUCCAAUGAAGACAAGAUUUAAGUGUGAUUUACAUCUUUGUGUGAUAAAUUCGCUCAAGGCUGUAACGCUCCGAGUUACAUUUGAACCGCUGCCGACGGAUGUUGGACGCCUCGUCACGGCCACGCUCAAGUUCACAGUGAACGAUCAGUUUAAGCUGGAAUGCAGAGCCAUAGGGACAGUGACGCCACAUCUCCCGCAACUGUCCAGGUUUAAACGCAUGCGUCGGUCAAAGCAUGUCGACACUGUUGCAUUGCGGGCAAGUAGGAAGCAGAACCUAUUGUCCAGUACAUUUACCAUGAAUACAAGACAGACGAAGAGCAGGACGUUAUCAGAGCCAAACAGCACAAUGUUCUCAAUUUCAAGUGCUCUGACAUUGAGCGAUCUUGAACCGGAGCUGGAGCCUGUAGUCACGACGGGGGCGAAGGUGGGAGAAAAACGCCGCUCGUCAGUGGCCAUUGAGUUCUCCCCACCACGAAAUGGAGUAAAACGAAGGAAAAGCGAGACGCAUGUGAGUAUGCAAAAGAUAUUCGCGCCAAAAAAAAGUUUUUAUGCUUCCCGGGAGUAUUCCUCGACGAAAAAGCCUUUUGCCGGAUCGUGGUGGAAACAGCGCCAGGAGACUUAUGACGAGAACUGGAUGGCAAAGCAGGCCGAAGGCUUUACGAGAUGGAUGAAUUACGUACUGUUGGAAAGUACAGCCCUCCGUCUGAGCGAUUGCGACGAACAAGAUGGCACACAAGAGUCAUUGGUUGGAACCAAACGCAAAUUUGAUUACACGUCGUUGCGCAUGCUUGCUCAAAAGCGCUUGGAGUUGAGUUGGGUACAAUUUGCUGUAAAAUUAUAUCGUUCGUCAAGUAUGAGUGAUGUCCUAUUUAAUCUGCAGGACGAGAUUGGCAACCAGAGGUUACGUCUUCGCGCAGACCGCCCUGUGUACGCUGACCUCAGCUUGCAAGAAGAUCUAAUCAGCCUGCUGAACAAUUACCAUCCGGUGUGGCUUUGCCUGGGAUUAUAUGCUGUGCUUGGGAAAGAAGUCAUGUCACAAGAAAAAUGCUCGUUGCGAACCAUUUUCCGCUGUACUUGUACAAAAGCAACCAUUACAGAUGUGAAAGACUCGUCAUUAGACCGGAAAAUGCCUCGUGUACUACGUCGGAUUGUCUUGAAGCAUUUGGUCAAAGAUUCGCAUGUUGCCCAAAAUUAUGGAUUGGUGAAGAAUCUCAUGGCACCACUGGAUGGCUCGACAGCGGAUCGCUACGAUGGUGGCAACGGUUUCAAGAACACCAAGAAAAACAUAAAUGGACGGGAGUACUUUGACUCAUUGACGCAGGCGUUAAUGCUCAAAUUUUUCAUGCUGGUGAUGUUUUUGGACCGUGCGGUUCAACACAGGGGAGACAAGUUUGCACAUUUUCCCUGUCUCUUUCGAAUCGCUCGUUCGACCAAAAGUACGAUACCCAUUAGGGUUCAAGACAGUAUUAAUAAAAAAGAACGUAACAGCGACGAAGAUGACGAACUGUCGGUGAAAAAGUCAAAGGUACUUGUGACAGAGUUUUGCAGACUCUUUUUGGCAAACGAAGGUCGCAUUGACAAGCAUUUGAACCAGCUAGGCUACUCACUGAAGCACGAACAAACAGCGUUGGAUGAAGUCGACCUGGAGAUCACAAACGUGGAAACCGAUCUGCGCGAUGGCGUCCGACUGGCAAAGCUGAUGGAAGCACUUACGGCGCCUGCGUCCUCCUCGACAAUUCAAAUUCCAGAAAUUACUUCCAAGCCUAAGAGCUUGUCAACGUUCUUGCGCGUGCCGGCUCAAUCGCGAUUGCAAAAAGUACACAAUGUUGAGAUUUGCCUGCAUUUCUUGCAAGACAAAUGUGGUGCAAGCGCUUUGGAUAACCUUAAAAGCAGCAGCGAGACAGACAAGAAGCGUAAACCAGCUGGACGUGUCCGUAUGUCUUCGUCAGGUUUUGCGGGUUUGCGGACUAAAGUAGAUGAAAAAAUGGUGGAAAAUCUGGCAAAAGACAUUGUAAAUGGGCACCGCGAGAAGACCCUGGCAUUGCUGUGGAAACUUAUUAGCCAAUUCCAGCUGCAAUCUCUUGUGGAUGCCCAGGCCAUGAGAUGCGAGAUUGAGAACGUCGUUAAGCGGAUGAGUUUUCGCUCGAAAGACUUUUUUGAUUUUCAACAAAAGAAUGUACCGCUCAUUUACACUGAUGAACACGAAUGCUAUGGGUUAUUGCUGGUAUGGUGUCGUGCUGUUUGUGCCAACUACUGUGUUGGUGUGAACAACUUUUCCGGGUCAUUUGCUGACGGGAAAGCACUAUGUUAUCUGCUUCACUACUAUCAUCCGAUGCUUUUAUCAAAUUCGGACGUGCUACCAACAACCAGUGAUAUAAGUGAUGCCGAUGAUCAGCAGCAGAUCAGCGAGAAAACCCUUUUAAGUAACGAACAGCGGCACUUUGCUAUUAUUAACGACCGCAUCAAGCAGCUUGGAGAGGUUCCAGUGAUCAUGCCUCGACAAUACAAUACAAAGAACCCGCCGGAGGAGAAGAUAGUAGUAACGUUCGUUUGCUACUUGCAAUCACGUCUGAUGGACUCAUGCAGUGAGAUCCACGCUGCCUAUAGGCUAAAACGAUGGUGGAAGAGCCCGCUGAUCCGAUUGCGACUGCUUCGUAAAAAGAAUAGUAGUGCUCGAAUUAUUCAGCGGUUUUGGUACACGUCCAGUCAGAAACGAUUAGCGAUUCGUCAGUGCCGUAAACUCUUACGAGCAGCACACUAUGUAAAAAGCACAUUGCUCACCUGGGUGACCAGAAAGCACUUCCUGCAGCUUCGGAAAGCGGUAGGUACCAUACAGACGACGUUCCGCACUCGUCGGCAACUGCGCAUGAAUGGAGAUUUGCUUGAUGCAGCUCAAAUAGUCCAGUGUUGUUGGCGGAAAUACCUCAAACGGAGGCACCAGAAAAGCAAGCUGAAGGCACAGCAGGCUCUACACCACGAGGUCGCAGACCACGUUCUUGCGAAGGUCAGCUGUGGUGUCAUCGAGCAACACUGGCUGCAGCAUUUGUCUAGAGAGGGCGCUCGUCUUGUUCGACAACAAAUAAUUGCUGACCGUCAUGCAGCUGUUUCUCGUGUUCAAGUUGCUUGGCGACGAGGUCGUUUGCGUGUCGCUGCAAGGAUGCACCGUGCACAAGCGUGGCGACGAGAGCAUCAGGCGGCACAAGUCAUUCAAUUGGCUUGGGGUUCCUUUCAACGCCACCUAGAAGAAAGCAAACGGAUCCUGUCUUUCCGGCGCUUUGAGCAACUAAUGAAAACGGAAGAGCUUCAGAAGAGACAGAUGAAGCUAAAAUGCAAAGUAGAGAUGCGUGCUGCCAACUGUAUCCAGAGAGGUUUUCGUACGUUUAUGUUCCGGAAGCGAGAGGUAGCAGCAACCAAGCUUGCAAGCGCAUUCCGUGGUGCAACGUUGAGAUUGCACUUUCGCCUGGAGAAACGUGCUGCUGUAGUUCUGCAGCGCAAUGUUCGUGUGUGGCGUCGGAGGCGGCAGCUUUGUGCGCUAACGCACUUUUACGGUGUGUUGAAGAUCUACCAGCGAAACAGAGCAAACGAAACGCAACAACGCGUAUCUCAAGAGAUUCAAUUUAAGGUGGAAACGAAGGCUGCGUACCACAUUCAAAACGUUUACCGAAGUUUUCGAUCCCAGAAGCGAACGUUUGCUGCAACACGAAUCCAAAGCGUGGUGCUAGCAUGGUUAACUAGGAAGUGGUACUCCAGUCUCCAGCAGAGCGCAUGCUUGUUGCAGAAGAACAUUCGGACAUGGCGCCGUCAAAAACAGCUUCGAGUGCUGCUGGCUUUUGGAGGUUUGCUUUUACGGUACCGGCGCAUGCAGCAAGACGAGAAAGAACGACAAGAACGUAUCCGCCAGGAUCGUCUUCGACGCUUACAGAAGUGUGUAAAGCAUCGUGCAGCGCGCCACAUCCAGUCAGUUUAUCGAUCUUACGCGUAUCGCAAACGAAUGCUUGCAGCUACUCUCAUUCAUGCGGUUUUUCGUGGCUUCAAAGAGCAACAGCGAUAUGCCAAGAAGCGUACAAGUGUGGUGGUAAUGCAGCACUCGAUUCGGUCGUGGCUGGUGGUGAGGAAGUUCCAACGAGCGAUGUAUCAUCACCGUGCUUCUGUUAGCAUUCAGAAGUGCGUGCGCGGAUGGAUAUCGCGUUGUCGGUUCAACUUUUACGCCCUUCAGACUCAACUGAAACGGAUGCAUGUGCUGAUGUCCUGCUGGCAGAUCGAACGGUGGUACAUAGACCGCAUGAUGAAGUACCACAAAAAGCGUACGUUAGUGAUACGAUCUCACUGGACGCGACUCAGCGCUGGUAUUGUACGAAAACGUAGUGGUGAUGCAAACAAAAUUGCGAUGUGCUGGCAAUCAUUCUGCUUUCGGAGUCUUAUGAACGCACGGAUUCAGCGACGACGGCAGAUGAAUGAUGCUGCUCACUGUGUGCAGGUAUGGUGGCGGGGAUGCUGCUGUAAAUGGAUAGAACGUCAGCGGAUGGAAGAGAUGAAACGCCAGUACGAAAUGGAAGCGUUGACAUUGGCGAUGGCCAAGUCGCGCGCAGGACGUAUCUUAGCCUUGUGGCUUUACGAAAAGGCAAUACUGCCAUCACGCGAAAGUAAUUGCCACCUCGUGGCAGUGAUGAAGCUUCAGGCGUGGUGGCGUGGCACCUUAAUUCGCUUGUACCACAGCACCCCUGGGAUUAUUCAGCAGCGCGAGAAGCUAUCAACAAUGAAGUUGAUUGGACAAGAGCGGCACGCUGGGUCCAACACUUCAUCGACCAGUCUGCAGCAGUUGAGGCUCAAGCCCAACGAGGAGAGGAGCGUUCAGUCAGAGCAGCGACAGACGUUGGGUGCACGACUCGAUAUGGCCUUGUACAUGCUACUGCACGGAAAGCGACUGCAGGACAUGCUGUUUGCAAGUCAUACUAUCGAAGUCUGUACUCGAUAUUCACGUGAAUGUUGCCGCAAGUGCGUUCAGCUACAGAUCUCGUCGACCAUUUUUGCAGCAAUCCGUGGUUUGAAUCGCAGCCGCCCGCACGUAGAACUACUGAACCAGUUGCUGCUCGUUCUGAAAAAUCUAACGGUGUAUCGGCGUUCUGUCGAAAGGAAUAAUCCGACGCGGAUGGUUGCUAGUGAAGAUGCCAAGGGCCGACUUGACGUGGACCUGCGUGCUUUGGAUACACUGGUAGACUUGCUGCACAUUCAUCGAGACAUGCAUCACGUGUUUGUGCUGUCCGCGGAUGUCAUUGCGUAUUAUUUCGAGUCAUUGAAACCUCUGGCACGUAGGAACACUGAUGUGCAAGAGAGUUGGAGUGAAGCUGAGAAGCGGCUAAGGGGUUUGCAGGAACUUUUGUUACGGAAGCUGGCACUAUACAACGCAACGGUCUCAUUGAGACGUGUGAAUGAUGUCUUUGACAAGAGCAACGCAAACAAUCUCAUGAGGAAAAUGAACCCGAAGACAGCCGUAUCUAUCAUGGAGCAGCUCACAGUGCUGCUAGCUUAA